Rhizophagus irregularis DAOM 181602=DAOM 197198 is the source of this 352-nucleotide messenger RNA. Lineage: Eukaryota; Fungi; Glomeromycota; Glomeromycetes; Glomerales; Glomeraceae. The record is from RefSeq and is a predicted model, not a curated record.
AUUUCUUUACUAACUCUAUAUUUCCUUCAUUUACUUUCAAUUUGGCAUUGCAUAGGGAAGAAGAAAAUUUAUGACCACAUUGACAAUGCAAACUCCAAUAAAAUUUAAUUUCUCGUUCAUAUCUACUCUUUUUGUUCAGAAUUUCUUGAAAGUCAACAUUUCCAACCUGAUGAAAAGUUUCAACAUGUUCCAAGAAUUCCGGAAAAGUGUCAAAACCCGAUCCACAUUUACAAAGAAAUUUGUAGUAAAUUCUCUUUGUUGCUUUAAGGUUCUUUUUUGCGUUCUUAGAUUUUUUUGUCAUUUGCUUUUCCUUGUGAAUAAAAGAAACUUCUUUCAAAGUUUUGGUAAAUGA